Molecule: messenger RNA, 6854 nt
Organism: Aphanomyces invadans
Lineage: Eukaryota; Oomycota; Saprolegniomycetes; Saprolegniales; Verrucalvaceae
Exons: 11
Coding region: 63-6854 (2263 amino acids)
Biological process (GO): potassium ion transport; transmembrane transport
Cellular component (GO): membrane
Molecular function (GO): protein-containing complex binding; voltage-gated potassium channel activity
Source: RefSeq, a predicted model, not a curated record
CUUUGACCCGUCGACUAGGGCAACGCCCGCCUCAUCGUUGGGCGACAUUGGAUGCACGAGGGAUGGCCCAAAUCAUGCCCGAGCAUCAUGGUGGCAAGUCGCGGCGGCCGUCGCACUUUGCGUCGACGCUACCGACGAUUCAAGAUGCAGACGCGCAACCGAAAACCAAGUUCCUCCCGUUUGCGCCGACCCUCGACCUCCACGGACCAUCACGCGGGGCGACAAUGAAACAUCGUCCGUCGGGGUCGCGAAGAGGAUCGUCAGCUGGACUGAAUCACCUCAAGGUCUCUCCCGACGGUAUCGUCAGUGGCAGCAGCGGCCACCUCCAAAAGUCACCUUUACACUUGUCUCCUCCCGCCUCGACGCCGACCCUUCAACACGUGGCUCCCGCUCCUUUCAUGCACAUGGCCGGCCCAACAACUCGACCCGUGGUCCCUCCACCAGGUGGCCCGAUCAAGGUCCAGCUCACGAGUGCCGUGACCGGUCCGAAAACGCGACAGAAUGUCCAUCCCAAGCUGGUUCUGCUCGUGAUUCUCAUCGCGUUUCACCGGGUGAUCGAUCGAUGGAUCUCGCAAGAGUCGAUGUUGGUGCUGGAAGCGCUUCAGCUCGUGUACAUUGGGUUCAGCGUUCCAUUUCGUCUUGGGCUCCUCUACGACCCCCUCGGCACCGCGUCGACGUCGUCCGCCGUGUCCACCUACGUAACGUACGGCCUCGACGUCGUCUCGGAUGUUAUCGCGUUUCUCGUGCUCAUGGAAACCCUCAAGGACAUGAUAAUCAGCAUCCCUGUCCAGCAGCUCGCCCCCAUGGACAUGAACUUUUCGUCCGACACGGACCGGCGCAACUCGGCCUUUAUGAACAAACUCGUCAAGAUGUCAACGUCAAGGCAGGAAACGAUGCGGCGGAAUUCCGUCUUUCUCGCCAAGGAAACGUCCAUGAAGCCGCAGUUUCUCCUGAGUUCGUCAUGGGACAAGAAGCGCCAAGUGAGCGUGGGCCACGUCGUUCUCGACGGCAUCGCGCUCAUCCCGUUUGACUUUUUCUGGCUCACGUCGCCGCACGCGAUGAUCGUGUGCCGUCUCCCCAAGCUCCUGCGAAUCCACAAAGUGCCCGAGGCAGCGCGCCUAUUCAAACACAUGCUCGCCGACCACCAAUUGCUCGCUGGCUUCCACAACAUUGGGAUGUCGCUCCUUGUCGGGGUCAUCCUGCUGAGCCUCGUGCUGAUCCACUGGGCUGCGUGCUUUGUGCUGUUGGUCUCGCAUCUCGAGUGCGGCUACCACUUGGACCAACCUGCCGCAGGCUCAACGUGCUGGGCAGUCGAGGCAAAACUACGAGGCGCGUCGCUCUUUCGAACGUACGUGUACACUCUCGUCACAGUCGGGUACGGGUUUCCAGUCCCCCAGACCAACUUGGAGCGAGCUAUCGGGAUCGCGAUCCAGUUCAUGCGGUCGUGCAUUGCGGGCGGCAUCAUCGGCGCCUACUUUUUCCUGUUCGAAUGCCAGAAUCGACACGAGAACGAGUUUCACGACCAAGUCGACGGCGUCAAGGAGUACUUGACUGCUCGGCGCCUCUCCAAGCACAUCCAAGCCAAGGUGCUGGACUUUUACGAGCACUUUUGGUCGGCCCAGCGCGGCAUCGACGAAAACACGAUCAUCGCGACGCUGCCGUCGCACAUUCAGACGCAAUGCUACCACUCGUUGCGCCUCAAACUGCUAAAAAAUGUUCCCAUCUUUCGCAAUCAACCCGCCCACGUCCUCAAGCGACUCAUGUGCCACAUGAAGCGCCAAUGCUACGGACGUCUGGACUGGAUCAUUCGAAACGACUCGUGCCAGGCCAUUCACAUGGUCAGCCGCGGUCGCAUCGCUCUUCUCAAUGCGAAUCAAGUUGUGCUGACCAACGUUACGGACGGGCAAUGCUUUGGCUUAUCGUCCGUCCUGCAUCAAGUCACCGACCACGCCACCAUCGCGCGGGAGCUCCACUCGGCACGCGCGGAAACGUACACGGACGUGUACACUCUCGACCCGCCGACGAUCGAAGACGUCGUGCUGCAUCACGCACCGCUUGGCGCGAUCACUUGGAACGCCAUGCUCGCGGAAGCGCGUGGCGUUCUGGACAAAAUUUCCGUCCAUGCUAAACUCGUCCAUGGCAUGACAUUUGUCGAGAAAGUGAAGGACAUGGACAAGUGGUACCUGCCACAGUCGCGAUUUCGGAAAAAGUGGGAGAUUGGCGUCGUCGUCGUGCUCGUGCUGUAUGCGAUCGACAUCCCGCUGCACAUUGCGUUUGACGCGCCCAACGGAUGGCCGGUCCUUGCCGGUCGCGUCCUCUUGGAUCUGUUUCUGCUUGUGGACUUUUACUUGCGGGUGCGAUGGUUCGCCUACUUUGACCACGACACGGUGAUCACAGCGCCGUUCUUCAUCUGGCGCGAAUACAUGCGCAACGGCCUUGUCUUGGAUGCGAUUUCAAACAUCCCGUUUGCGCUGGUCGCCGACUGCCUCCCCGCUUCAGCGCCGUCGUGGCUGACUCUGACGCUCCAGAUCGGCGAGUGGAGUCGGUUCCUCCGCAUGCGCAAUUUGGUUGCCAACCUGUCGGGCGUCCUCAAGCAAUUUCAAGUCAACAACACGACAUUCAUCAUUGCGUGCCUCGCGCUGUGUGUCCCGUUUACGUGCCACAUUGGCGGGUGUGUUUGGUACUGGAUCGCGUCGGUCACGAUGCGCGGAGCUGCCACCGACGCGGAUGGUGCGUUGGAGGCGCUGACGAUGGACCAAUGCUUGGAAUGGGCACGGGAUUUUCAAAACUGCACAUGGCUGCACUACGACCGGGCGCAGUAUGGCCAUUCCGUUGACUACGUUCGCGCAAUCAGCUGGAGCGUUGUGUCGCUCGUGACCGUUCAAUUCGGGUCCAUCUUUCCCUUUACAGACGUCGAGUGCGUCUACAUGUUUGUGUGGCUGUUCCUGAGCAGCAUGGCCAACUUUGGCGCGUUGGGCGCGCUGGCAAACGCCGUCACGCGGAUCAAUUGGGCCACCAGCAUGAAGCAGAUGCAAGUUGCCGUCGCCCAUCGCUUCAUGGCGUCCGAGCGGGUAUCCCGGCAUGUUCGGCAUGACGUGAGCAACUACUACAAGCACCACUGGACCCAAUCCACCGAGGAACAAGUGCUGCGCGUCCUGCGGCCCCUCCCGGACAACCUUCGUCAGGAAAUCCAGUCGUUCCUGCACGCCAAGUCGGUAUCGCGUCUGACGAUUUUCCAAGACGUAGAUGACGCCGGCCUCCGGUUCAUCUACUCCAUCAUGAAACACCACUCGUUCAAACGGCACGAGUUCAUCGUACGCGCGGGCGACGCGUGCGACAACAUAUACAUCCUCACGCGCGGCAUCAUGGAGUCGUUCGUGCCGAUCGAUGACAUGAUGACGCCGAUGCAGUUGCUGUACCCCGGUAGUUGCGUCGGGGAAUCCGCGUUUGUCCAAAAACGAAGCCACGAUGUCAGCAUCCGAGUCGUGUCCGAGUCCGCCGACGUGAGCGUCCUCAGCCGGCACGAGUUUGCCACGAUUGCAAAGCACUUUGAACCGUUGUGGAACCAAAUCGACCAGUUCGCCAAGGACGUGUACGUCGAGGAAAUGGCCGCGAUGGGCCCGUUCGAGAUAAAUUUGCGCAAGCCGACGAUCUAUCGCACGCUCAAACACACGCCGACUCUGUACAUCGAGCCCGCGCUGGGCAAUCGCCUCAUUCGCCCCAGCUCGACCAUGUACCGCUUCUGGAGGCUCCUGAUCACGGUCGUCGUCAUUUACAAUGUGAUUCAAAUCCCUUUUCGCAUUGCGCUCGUCCCGACGCCGGCCGACAACGCGAUGCUCGUGUUUUCGACCGUCGACAUCGUGUGCGACGUCAUCUUUCUCAUCGACAUGUACAUCAAGUACAAUCACUUGAUCAUCACCGACAAAAACGGCGACGAGGUGGUGUCGGUCGCGUUCAUUCGAUCCAACUACCUCCACGGAGCGUUCAAAAUCGAAGCCCUGAGCAGCCUGCCACUCUAUUACGUCGGUGACUACAAACUCAUGACGCUCUGCCGCCUACCGCGGCUCCUGCGGUGCUACCAGCUCUCCGACCUCCUCCACGCAUUCCACACGUUUGUCCAGGAACGAACAACGUCUACCGUCGUGACGGAAGGCCUCGAGUUCGUCAAGUUGUUUGUGGGCAUCGUCCUCGCGUCGCAUGUGGCCGCGACGGGGCUGUAUGUGAUCUCGUACGCCGAGCACGGCGCCGCCGACCACGGGCCUACAGCUUCGGGCCAUGCUGUGCUGAGUUGGUACAGCCACGACUCUGUCAUUGAGCAAUGCCACGGCAGUAUCGGCGCUACGUACCUCCGGGCAUUCUACUGGGGGCUCGGCGUGGUGAGCUCGUUCGACUACAUGGACAUGCACCUGUCCCAAGUCGGCGAAACGCUGUGGUUCUGCGUGGUGGCACUGUCUGGCGUCGUCUUUAUCGGGGUUGUGAUCGGGCAAGUGUGUACCGCCAUCUUCAAUGCGAAUAAGGAACUGCGCGAAGUCGAAAUGCAUUUGGACAACUUUGCGUUCUACGCCAAGAUCAAGUCGCUCCCGCCGUUCUUGCUCCGUCGCGCGAAGCUCUUCUUUGAGUUCCAGCUCGAUUGCAACAUGGGGAUGGAUGCGCACGUCAUCUUUCGCGACUUGCCGCAGAGCUUGCGCAUCGAGCUGUUCAAGGAUUUGUACACAAAGCUCCUUGCGCCCAUCCCGCUCUUCUCGUCGCUAACGCAAGGCCAAAUGAACACGAUCGCCGAAAAGCUGCACACGUCAUUGUACCUCCCCGGCGACAACAUCCUCGUCGAAGGCGACGUUGGCACGUCCUUGUACUUUAUGAAACAAGGCCUCGGGGAAAAGUACCUUCGGUCGUGCCACAUUGUGAUCGCCCCUCUGUACCAAGGCGCGGUGUUUGGCGAGCUCGGGUUUUUCCAGUCGAUUCGGUACGUCUACUGCGUCCGCGCCGUGAAGUGCUGCGAGAUCCUGUCCCUGUCGAAAGCGGACUGGGUCAAUGCGUGGUCCCCCGAUAUUCGGUCCAAGCUCGAGGCAAAGAUGACUCGGGAUAUCCAGCACGAGAUUGAUUUGCUUGGACACAUCAUCCCUGCGCUCAAACAAAACUUUGGCAUUUCCCGGCCCCGCCCUUUCAAACUCACCAUGAUGCUCCAGUCGAGCUCGUCCGCGGGGGUGCCGCAAACCACAGCCGACGUGAGUGGUCGCAACUACUUCGAGUACCUCCGGCACACGGCGCCACCCAAAGCCAAGAAGAACCCGCUGGCCACCGCCCCGUUGAAGGAAUUCCCCAUCUGGUCGUUCGGUCCCCCUCCAAACCCGCGGUGGGAGCCCGAAUCGGCCGUGCGCAAGUGCUGGGACCUCGUCAUGCUGUUUGCGAUCACGUACUUUGCGCUCGUCCUUCCGUUUCAAGCUGCCUUCGUCGUGGUUCCAGACGAGACACCGCUAUGGCUGCUGGUUUGGUUUGCGUGGGACCAUCUCCUCGACCUCGUUUGCGUCGUCGACACGAUUGCACGAUGGCAAGUGUUUUACGUGUUUGCGCGGGGCGAGCUGCAGACUCAGCCGGCGGUGCUGCGUCGGCAUUACACGCAGCACGGUCACUUUUACUCGGACGUUGUCGGGUUACUGCCGCUCGAACUGCUCGUGUACGUUGUCCCGCAUGCCAACUCGAAUCCGUGGCGCCUGGCGUCGCUGCUGCGACUCAACCGCAUGGUGCGGCUCGUGCAUGUCCCGAAACUGAUGACGACCGUGACGACGCUUCUCCACCACUGGGCUUGGUUCCACCGGUACAAGGUCAUGUUUCACUACUUUACGUCGUACAUCGCGCCGUUCGUCGUCGUGAGCCAUUGGAUUGCGUGCAUGUGGUUUUACGUGUCGAUGGCGACGCGGACGUCGGGGUCGCCGUCGUGGCUUGUCUCGAUGGGGUACCUCGACCUGAACACCACGAUGUCGACCGCCGACGGCAUCCCGCUCGGAUUUUCCGACACGAUCAAGUUUACGAGCUUGAAUGUGUACCUGGCGUCGCUGUACUAUGCCGUGUCGUCGCUCACGUCGCAGUCGUUUGGCGACGUGUUUAGCGAAAACGUCGUCGAGACGUGGGCCACGGUCGGGAUCAUUUUGUUUUCGAUUGCGUUUUUUGGCGUGUUGGUCGGUGUGUUUUCAGAGAUGCUGCAGGACACGCUGCACCCCCGUGCGAGCUUUGAGCAGCACAUGGUCGACGUCAGCACAUUCUUCAACUACCGCCUCCUUCCGUUCCAGUUUUUCAUCCAAACGUCGCGGUAUUGCCGCACGCAGUGGCAAGACCACAUGGGCCGCACCGAAGACGACUUUUUGAGCGUGUUGAGCACGACGAUCCGCGAAGACAUUGCGAUGUUCGUCAAGCAAAACGUGGUCAAGAACCUGAGCUUCCUCAAUCACUGCGAAGAAGUGUUUGUCCGGGCGCUCGUGACCAAGCUGCACACGGAGGAGUACAUCGUGUCGGACAUCAUCUUUCAGCUUGGGGACGUGGCGCGCGUGCUCUACUUUAUCGAUGCUGGCCACAUCACGCUCGUCGCGUCCAAGAAAGCGUCCAAGCAGUGCAACACGUGGGAUUUCUUUGGUGGGUCGUCCUUGUUUGCCGAUACGGGCCGCCAAGCGACCGCAAUCGCCAACGUGAAUUGCACCAUGUUCCUCCUCCAUUACGACGACUUUGUGCGACUCAUCGAGCGGUUCCCAGAGUACUACGAGAAUUGCCGCGCCGAGUGGAACCACAGCGACGCCGUCGAAAUGGUCGACACGAGCCAGGCCACCCACCGGUUGGUCGAUCGACAACCACACGGAAGGUGA